Messenger RNA from Dermacentor silvarum, 2074 nucleotides. It is a transcript of the gene Gasp, whose product is annotated as protein obstructor-E. The transcript is spliced from 4 exons. Gene Ontology annotation, molecular function: chitin binding. The record is from RefSeq and is a predicted model, not a curated record. Bases 223 to 978 code for a protein of 251 amino acids. Gene Ontology annotation, cellular component: extracellular region. NCBI's taxonomy places the organism in Eukaryota, Metazoa, Arthropoda, Arachnida, Ixodida, Ixodidae.
CAAACGCUGGCUGCUGCUUUCGGCGGCCGCGACUCCGCCGGUGGUUUGGCAUUCCUGGGGAGCGGGAAAAACGAGCGUGUGGGGGCGAACGUGACCGGCCCCUCGAGGCGGCGCUGUCCUGGUUUUGAGGCUAAGUCGGAAAGUGAACCGGUAUGAAAAGGCGGCCAACGGCGCGGCGCCCGGUACACUUACGCUCAGACGCCCGGUGCCACUCGACCUGCCAUGCCGAUGCUCUUGCUGCUCUGCGCUCUGCUCGCCGCCUGUGCGCCCUACGUGGCCGGCCAGAAAUCUGAUGACUUCCAGUGCCCGGACCAGUUCGGCUUCUACCCGCACCACAAGAGCUGCGACAAGUAUUACGCCUGCAGUAACGGCACCGCGUCCCUCAAGACGUGCGGCAACGGGCUCGUGUUCGACGACGUCGACCCACUGAGGGAGAACUGCGCCUACCCAUUCUCCGUCAACUGCGGCGAGCGGACGGACCUCGAGCCACCGAUCAGCACGCCCAACUGCCCACGCCUGUACGGCAUCUUCCCGGACAGCCACAACUGCCGCGUGUUCUUCUCCUGCUGGAACGGCGAGAGCUCGCGCUACGAGUGCCCGCCGGGGCUGGCCUACGACAACGACCAGCGCGUGUGCGUGUGGGCCGACUUGGUGGACCGCUGCGACCAGCGCGAGGUUGCCGAAGGCUUCGUCUGCCCCGACCCAGCCGAAGUGGACCAGCCGGGCGUGUUCACUCGCCACGCGCACCCGACCGACUGCCGCAAGUUCUACGUGUGCAUCGAGGGACAGGCGAGACCGUACGGGUGCAGCCUUGGCACCGUCUUCAACGUCGACUCGCUCCAGUGCGACGACCCCGAGAAUGUCCAGGGAUGUGAAAACUACUACGGCGACCUGGACGUGAAGACCCUGAAGAAGGCCCAGACGCACAAGAAGGGCAGCCGCCAAUCGUCGUCGUCCGACGAGGCCUCGUCUUCGUAGUAAACGCAUCUUCAUCUCCGUCGGCGACACCACGAGUGUCUGCUGUGUGUACACAACGCGCCCACCCAGCUGCCGUGCCGUCCGCAUUCUGCGCUAGAGGGCGUGCCUGCUGCUCCUCCCUUCGGGAAUCCGAUGGUCCCCCCCCCCCCACCCCCUCCGUCAUGCACACACCAGGGCUCUCUGUUCCCGUCUACGCGAGCGUUUAGUCCAAGUAGCACGCUGACCCGUAAUCACAAGUUAUCGCUUCAUUCGCGAUAUUUUCGCCAAGUCCUGUCGAUGGCAGACGCCACACCGUAGCCUGGCGCAAGAAAUCACCACAGUUUGUCGAGUGCCCAGGAGAGCCUGCUCGUUACAUAUGCGCAAGCAUAAAUUUGCUUUAGAUGUUUGCACUCAACUGCGAAUAAGGUGAUAACUAUGCCUGGCGUGUGGGUAAAUGCUCCUCGUGAUGUGCAGAUGGCUUUAUUGCGAGGAGCUUUGAUGUGAUUAUUUUCUCAAGUACAUAGAAACUCUCUAGCCAUAUAGAAAUUUGUAGUGCGUAGCGAAAUGCGAUUACUGUAGAAAUGUAGAAAUGCUUAGUGACUAGGGAACACAUGUGCGGGCCGCGAAGAGAUAAGGAGAUGAAGCGCGCAUAUCUUGUGUUUUUGUGGGGGUGGUGAGCACCUUUUGCUGUCCUCUAAUGCCUGCACUGGAGGAGCUCCGGUCACGUCCCCUUUCUCAAAGUGCAAUCACAGACGAUGUCCUAUUCAAAUAAGAAAAAAAAGUAAAGCAAAUGUGCCCAGAGGGCAUCAUGAUUACUAGCCGAAGUAUUGCAAUACCGAGCGCACAUGGACGCUCGAUUUCGGCUGUAUCUCACUCCCCUUUCCCCUUUCCUCAAUAAAAAAAUGUCUCCACACAACGACAAUUGUUUAUGCCCUGCUUUAUUUUUUUAUUUCUUUGAUUGCUUUGAUAUCAGCGUUUGUGGUCCCAAAUGCCCGAUACCGCCUCUCGAGACCCACUGUUCAUGACGUUCGAGGCGCGCACGCAGUAAGCGGCCAAGGACGAUGUUAACACAAGUAUGUGUACCAACCCAAUGCCGCCUUCUACAGAAGUCAUUUCA